Molecule: messenger RNA, 4272 nt
Organism: Aethalodelphis obliquidens (Pacific white-sided dolphin)
Lineage: Eukaryota; Metazoa; Chordata; Mammalia; Artiodactyla; Delphinidae
Gene: GLP2R
Product: glucagon like peptide 2 receptor
Exons: 13
Coding region: 68-1729 (553 amino acids)
Biological process (GO): adenylate cyclase-modulating G protein-coupled receptor signaling pathway; cell surface receptor signaling pathway
Cellular component (GO): plasma membrane
Molecular function (GO): peptide hormone binding; glucagon receptor activity
Source: RefSeq, a predicted model, not a curated record
GCCGCCUGUGGUACAUCUUGGACCGUUCAAGCAAUGUGCCAGCACUUGUGACCGCACGGCGAGGAAGAUGAGGCCGGAACCGAGGCGGGCAGGGCCCAGGAGUAGGAGAGUGGGACCCCUGCCCGGAGCCCACACAGUGCCCGCGGGCGUCCCUGCCACCCGGGGGGCCAGGCCUCCCCCCUCCCCUGGGAAGCGGGCUCUCUGGACCCCUGCGAGGCCCUUCCUGGCCCUGCUGCUUCUGGUUUCCAUCAAGCAAGUUACGGGAUCUCUCCUCGAGGAGACAACUCGGAAGUGGGCUCAGUACAAAGAGAAGUGUCUGAGAGACUUACUCAAGGAAACUUCUGGCGCAGUUUGUAACGGGACCUUUGAUCAGUAUGUGUGCUGGCCUCAUUCCACUGCAGGAAAUGUCUCUGUUCCCUGCCCUUCAUACUUACCUUGGUGGCGCAAAGAGCACUCAGGAAGGGCCUACAGAUACUGCCUUUCUCAGGGCACUUGGCAGACGCUGGAGAACUCCACAGAUAUUUGGCAGGACAACUCCGAAUGCGCUGAGGACCACAGCUUCAAACAAAAAGUGGAACACCGCGCCUUGCUGUCGACCUUGCAGCUGUUGUACACUGUGGGCUACUCCCUCUCCAUCGUCUCCCUCUUCCUGGCUCUCACCCUCCUCUUGUUUCUGCGAAAACUCCACUGCACACGCAACUAUAUCCACAUGAACUUGUUUGCCUCUUUCAUCCUGAGAGCCCUGGCUGUGCUGGUGAAAGACGUCAUCUUCUACAACUCUUACUCUAAGAGGCCCGACAGUGAGAAACAGUGGAUGUCCUACGUGUCAGAGGUGUCCACUUCCUGCCGCUCGGCCCAGGUUCUCCUGCACUACUUCGUGGGUGCCAAUUACUCAUGGCUGCUGGUUGAAGGCCUUUACCUCCACACGCUCCUGGAGCCCAUAGUGCUUUCGGAAAGAAGGCUGUGGCCCAGAUACCUGCUGGUGGGUUGGGCUUUCCCGGUGCUCUUCGUUGUACCCUGGAGCAUUGCCCGUGCUCAGCUGGAGAACACAGGGUGCUGGGGAACCAACAGGAAUAAGAAUGUCUGGUGGAUCAUUCGGGGACCCAUGCUGCUUUGUGUAACGGUCAAUUUCUUCAUCUUCUUGAAAAUCCUCAAGCUUCUCAUCUCUAAGCUCAAAGCUCAUCAAAUGUGCUUCAGAGAUUAUAAAUACAGAUUGGCCAAGUCCACGCUGGUCCUCAUUCCUUUAUUGGGUGUUCAUGAGAUUCUCUUCUCUUUCAUCACGGACGAUCAAGUUGAAGGAUUUCCAAGAUACAUACGACUCUUCAUUCAGUUGACUCUGAGCUCCUUCCACGGACUGCUUGUGGCCUUGCAGUAUUGCUUUUCCAAUGGAGAGGUGAAGGCCGAGCUGCGGAAGCAGUGGGCCCGCUUUUUGCUAGCCCACCACUCGGGCUGCAGAGCCUGGGUCCUGGGGAAGAACUUCCGAUUCCUAGAGAAAUGUCCCAAGAAGCUCUCGGAGGGGACUAGCUCCAGCAAGCUGCAGAAGGCGCGGCCCUCGCCCCACGGUGGGCAGCUCCUGCACUCGACUGAGGAGGGCCUGCGGGUGGCGGGCGCCCUGCCCCGCCAAGGCCACGCAGCCUGGCCCCGGGGCAGCAGCGUGUCGGAGAGCAGCGAGGGGGACUUCACCCUGGUCCACACCGUGGAGGAGAUUCUCGAGGAGAGCGAGAUCUAGGCAGGAGCCCACCUCUCUGGCUCCGCUCCCCGGAGACUCCUGAGAUGGGCGAGGGAGGAGGCGGCCAAGCUGUACGUUGCUGACCUUGCGGGUGCAAAGUCAGCCCACUUCCCGCGCACCCCGCCCACUCCGACGUGACGUCGCCCCGCCUACUUUGGACGUCUCUUCCCGGCUUGCCCUGCUCUGUGCGACAGAGGCUGCGUGCCCUGUCAUCCUCAUCACCCCCGCAGGUGUGUUUCCCAGAGCGCCACCAGCCUUCCGGGCUGGGCCCACAUUCGAGUGAAUGGAGCCCUAGGAUACAGAGAGAUGUCUGCUUUGAAAUAGAGGCCAGCCGCUAUCCUUCCUUUACUCUUCAUGGUACAAGGUGUCUAUCUGAAGUCGGGUUCAGUGUGUCCAAGGACCACCUGCGAAGUGUUUUAAAUGCAGUCUGACUCAUGGCAGAGAUUCUAAGAGGGUGCAUCUGGGACGAUGGCCGGCGAUGGGAAUUGUGUAACAAGCAUCCCAGGUAAUUCUGAUGCGACCCCACAUUUUGAAAACCUGGGGCAGGAUGGGCAGCAGCCAGAAGUCCCCCUGAGCUGGCCGCUGGCGGGAGAGACCGCCGGAGUCCUGCAUUCAGCAGUUCAGCUGUGACACGCCUGCCCUCCUCUGACAGGGUGGACCGCACUCUGGCCCCCAGAGCCCUCUCCUUCCCUUCUCUCUUCUUCCUCUCUUGUCAAGUCUUCCCUCCCUCUCUCCAUCUCAGUUCUCAUCCGUGGGCAGCAGCAGUUCUGUUUGAUCUGUAACGAGCCCAUCCUUCCUCGGAGGGUUGGCCCCAGCACCCAGGGCCCCUCUGAAAGUUGCUGUUGGUCAUUUUCUCACUUUUCUGGUUCCACCUGCCUGUCUGAGCUUGGCUUCUUCAAGCCUUACUUGCCUACCGUUCUCUGCCAUUUUUGGUUUGCCGCUGAUACCUGGAUGGCCGUACCUUCUGCUCUGGGAGGUUUGCCCACUGUUCUCCCGGCCCUGAGUCCCCCACUGAUAAGAGUCCCACUCCUCGUAUGGAAUUGGAUGUGAGAGCUGGAGGGGACCCAGCUGAAACGAGAGGACUGUGGCUACGCCGAGGAGGCACCGAGGGGGCCGGGGCUGUGGACCCGGUCUGCAGGUGGGGAGUCAGUUGUGCCCAGACCCUGAGUGGAGGGUGCUUCUGGAGGCUGAGGAGGGCCCAGGCGAUUAGGGUCAGGCUCAGUGACUGCAGCUGUAAGGCAAGAGGCUGAGGAAGGUCAAGGGAGGAACGUUCUAUGGAAACAGGGUGUCAGUUCUCAGGAGCGUCACUUUUACAGCGUGUAAAAUGUAUGUGUACGUGGGUGGUCGGGGUAUUAUGCUGUGGGACCAAGUCCUGCCUUAUAUUAGGGGGAGGCGCGAUAUGAUACUUAUCAAGUAGGGGUGCCAGAUUUUGCAAUUAAAAAUACACAAUUCGGAUAUAAGUAUACGUAUAGCUGAUUCACUUUGUUAUACAGCAGAAACUAACACAACAAUGUAAAGCAAUUAUACUCCAAUAAAGAUGUUAAAAAAAUCCACAAUUCUCAGUUAAAUUUGAAUUUUGGAUAAAUGAAUAUUAUUAUUGUCUAAGUAUAUCCCACGGGAUAUACUUUACGUGAAAUCCAAAUCCACUGCACAUCCUGUGUUUCACCUGGCAACUCCAUUGUCAAGGACACUUUGCAGCAGGACGGAGACCAGGGUGAGGCAAGCAGACCUCAGUUCAGGUGCAAAAUUUAAGAGAGUACUAAAAACCCACAGUCGUCAAGAUAAGUAAUAUUUUAAUGCAAUAUUAAAAAAAGUCAAAUCUGUAAGCUACAGCCCACGGGCCAUUUAUAAAAAUGACAUUUCAUUGGAACCAAGGCUGGGAUGAGGGUGAAGUAAGUGAGGCCAUGAGAUGCAAAUAAAGGGUCUGGUCCUGACUAUAUACAAUUUUGAUAUUUUGCUCAUCAUGGACGUUUUAACAUUAAUUUUCAUUUUUAAACAAUUGCAUGAAAAUAUUAUUUAUCUUGACCACUGAGCUUUUUGUCGCUUACCUUCAAUUUCGCACCUGAGGCCGGUGCCCAUCUUCCCCUCCCCCCAGUCCUGGCUCUGCUGUGCAACAGGGGAAACUGAAGCAAUGACAUUAGGCAAGUACGUAACAAAGCAAAGGUUUGUUUUUUGGUGUCCAGAUUGUCCACAAUUCAAUCAUUAAAAUAUAUGUCCUACUUUUUCCUUUCUGCAAAAAUCUCUGCCGUUUCUCAUCAACCCAUUAGCACCUAGAAAGCAGGGCCGUGUCGUAUUCCCAGCUAGUAUCCAGCAGAGCCAGUUCAGAGCAGGUUCAGAACACAUUCAUCAAAGGAGACGAGACAGAAGCGUCUUGGGAGCAUCAGAUGCUGUCGAGGGUCAGUUACCCAGGACCCGGCCACUAGUAGAAGGAACUUUUUUUCAAGCACUUGUAAGUAUGCCCUCCCCGCUCACUCCACACAUGAGGUGGCACACACACACACCACACACACACACUGCUGCUUGCUCUUGUUCUGCUAAUGAUU